AUGGAAAGAACCUAUUCUGAGCCAAGAAAGUGGAUACGAGGAAAGGGGAUGAUCACUAUCUGGUGUGGCUGCUGCUACUACUUCACCAACGAUAGACAAGGAAAUCCUCCUGGGAUUCUCAGACACGAUCAGGUGGAACAACUACCUCUAAUGAUAAAAUGGAUGAUUAAAAGAAUGGUUAGAUGGAGUAUAUUGGCAAUCCCUAACAGCUGCAUCAUCAACAUAUACGAUGAAGAAGAUUGCAUACCUCUGCAUAUUGAUCAUCAUAACUUAUUGAGACUUUUCUACAUGGUCUCAUUCAUGAGAAAAAUCAACAUUCUGUUUGGACAAGAAAUAGAUGUUUUCGGACCUGGUGAAUUCAGAGGAUCUGUAGAAAUUCUGCUACCUGUUGGUUUAGUGCUAGUCCUUAAAGGGAACGGAACAGACGUUGCCAAGCAUUGUAUUCCAGGGGUGUGA
Molecule: messenger RNA, 456 nt
Organism: Phalaenopsis equestris
Lineage: Eukaryota; Viridiplantae; Streptophyta; Magnoliopsida; Asparagales; Orchidaceae
Exons: 1
Coding region: 1-456 (151 amino acids)
Biological process (GO): mRNA catabolic process
Molecular function (GO): demethylase activity; mRNA binding
Source: RefSeq, a predicted model, not a curated record